CAUGGGUGGUGCUGCCGCUGCUCCUUCAUCUUCGUUUCCGACCAAACUCAUCUUAGCCGGCUGUUUCUUAAACUUCUUUUAUAAUUUAAUUUACAGCUACUAAUACCCUUAUUCCUUCUGGAAAUCAGUCGAGUUUUUUUGGUUGAAUCGAAUCAAUCGAUGUCGUUGAUAACGAAUAAGAUGCUCAACUCUUCUGAAAAAGAGCUGAGCGAUAAGUCAUCGGGAGCAGCAACGGAUUCAAAUUUUAAGAAAAUGAACAACGAACCUAGCAAUGCAUCCCAUCAAGUGAAUGAAAAUGUGCAGUCUAAUCACCACCAGCACGACCCCAAAACCAAGGCUCCGGCAAAUAUGCCCAGGGUGCCGACAGAUGCCGACAUGAAACCAAAUGAUGCGAGGAACACCAAUCUUUCAGGGAGUAGAAACAGUAGUCGCAGUGAUAGCAUGGAGAGCACCACCGCGCCGCUUAGGCCGCACACCGGCGGCGACGUGAGGUGGGAUGCUAUUAAUUCGGUGAGUGCGAAAGGCCCCAUCGGUCUCAGCAACUUUCGGCUUCUCAAGCGCAUUGGAUAUGGAGAUAUCGGGAGUGUUUACCUCGUCGAACUUAGAGGAACCAAUGCUUAUUUCGCUAUGAAGGUGAUGGACAAGGCGUCUUUGGCAAGUAGAAACAAGCUAUUGAGAGCUCAAACGGAACGAGAGAUUCUUGGCCUUCUCGACCACCCUUUCUUGCCUACUCUAUAUUCUUACUUUGAGACUGAUAAAUUCUAUUGUCUGGUCAUGGAAUUCUGCAGUGGGGGCAAUCUUCAUUCACUCCGCCAAAAGCAACCCAAUAAGCAUUUCACAGAGGAAGCUGCAAGGUUCUUUGCAUCAGAAGUGUUGCUGGCACUGGAAUAUUUGCACAUGCUAGGUAUAGUAUACAGGGAUUUGAAACCAGAAAACGUGUUGGUAAGAGAUGAAGGUCAUAUAAUGCUCUCGGAUUUCGACUUGUCCCUCCGUUGCUCCGUCAAUCCGAUACUGGUGAAAUCUUCAUCAGGACAUAAUGCGAGCAACGGCGGCUACAACGGUGGCAUCUUGGAUAAUGAGCAAGUGCCCGCGCAUGGUUGCAUGCAGCCAUCCACAUUCUUCCCCCGCAUCCUGCCUAGCAAAAAGAAUCGCAAAUCCAAAUCAGAUUUCGGCCUCUUCGUGGGAGGCUCCAUGCCGGAGUUAAUGGCCGAACCAACCAAUGUCCGGUCGAUGUCGUUCGUCGGUACACACGAAUACUUAGCGCCGGAAAUCAUCCGAGGAGAGGGUCACGGCAGCGCGGUCGACUGGUGGACUUUUGGCAUCUUCUUAUACGAACUCUUGCAUGGAACGACACCAUUCAAAGGCCAAGGCAACCGAGCCACAUUGUUCAACGUAGUAGGGCAGCCACUGAGGUUCCCGGAAAACCCACAAGUGAGCUUUGUGGCUCGAGACCUCAUACGAGGCUUGCUGGUCAAAGAACCGAGCAAACGUAUUGCAUGCAAAAGGGGAGCAACCGAGAUAAAACAACACCCGUUCUUCGAAGGAGUGAACUGGGCACUGGUGAGGAGCGCAAUGCCGCCGCACGUACCGGAGCCUGUGGAUUUUUCGCAGUUGGCAACGAGGGAAGAGAAGAAGAGUAGCCAUGGCGGUCAUCAUCAUCUUCAUAACGAACUUGUUGGAGAUCAAGCAGCUCAAAAAUCCAAUUCAUCUGACUACAUACAAUUUGAAUACUUUUAACACACUACAUUGACCUCUUCUCAUUAACUUCAUUACUGCAAAAAUUAAUUCUAAAUGUGAUGGAUUUCAAUAAAAUGAUUAUAAUUAUAUAAUUAUGAUAAUUAAUAUUUACUAUGUAACCUAUACAUCAUAUAGAUUGUUGUAUGCUUAGGAUUGGAGAUUUUG
Molecule: messenger RNA, 1902 nt
Organism: Hibiscus syriacus
Lineage: Eukaryota; Viridiplantae; Streptophyta; Magnoliopsida; Malvales; Malvaceae
Product: serine/threonine-protein kinase AGC1-7-like
Exons: 4
Coding region: 160-1737 (525 amino acids)
Biological process (GO): protein phosphorylation
Cellular component (GO): cytoplasm; nucleus; plasma membrane
Molecular function (GO): ATP binding; protein serine/threonine kinase activity
Source: RefSeq, a predicted model, not a curated record